This is a messenger RNA of Fusarium fujikuroi IMI 58289, 1455 nucleotides long. Its product is annotated as related to 6-hydroxy-D-nicotine oxidase. The transcript is spliced from 2 exons. The coding region runs from base 1 to 1455 and encodes 484 amino acids. Gene Ontology annotation, molecular function: oxidoreductase activity; FAD binding. Lineage: Eukaryota; Fungi; Ascomycota; Sordariomycetes; Hypocreales; Nectriaceae. The record is from RefSeq and is a predicted model, not a curated record.
AUGGGCGACAAAUCUGCUUUUGAAGAACUCAACAACCAGCCACCCGCAGCCCAGCAGACGACCCUGGAAAUGUUCCUCCAGGAGCAGAAAGACAUUCCGCAUUCUGUUCCAUCUUCGCCUGACUUUGCCAAGUUGACCAACAUAGGGCUCUUGACCAAUAACAGCAUACCCUGGGCUGUUGUUCGCCCAGAAAAUGCUCUGCAAGUUGCCAGGCUUGUGGUAUAUCUUGUUGCCAACCGUAUUCCCUUCACUGUACGAUCAGGCGGCAAUAACUUUUUCGGGAAAUCGCAAAUCAGCAACUCGGUGUGCAUCGACUUGCGCUCCAUCUCCUUUUGCGAGAUAAACAAUGAUGAAAAGACGGCCCGAAUCGGCGGUGGUAUUCUCUUCGAGAAGCUCAUUGGCGAUUUGCAGAACAAAGGAUACUCAGCUGUAACGGGCAUGGUACCUCCAAUUGGGUUUGUUGGGUGGUCUUGUUAUGGAGGAUAUGGACCCUUUGCCUGGCUUCAUGGCUUGGGGCAUGAGUCAAUCCUCGGAGCCAAAGUUGUAGAUUGGCGUGGUUGUAUUAUCGACGCUGACAUUGACCUCCUCAAAGGUAUCCGAGGAGCUGGAGGCGGUUUUGGAGUUAUUGUGGAAUUAAUCAUAAGAAUAUUUCCACAGGGAAAUCUCCUCUCUGGGCAUGUAAUAUUCGACGAGUCAGACACAAAGACCACGGUAGCCAAUAUCUGCCGUGAGACGGAACGUCAACUGUUGAGAGAUCCAGCAGAAAGCCUUUAUAUGGCACCCUUGUUUAUUGUCACGCCCCUGGGUAAAGCACCCUUCUGUCAAGUAAUGUGGCUCCACGAAGAUCAGGAGCAACGCAAAAGGGAAAUCGAAAAGAUCACACAGCUUGGCCCGUUUUUCCACACGACAGUGAAAGGUACAACGCACUUGGGCGCGAUAGACGACUUCAGAGACAGCUUUGCCAUGCCUGGGAUGAUUGGAAACGUUGGUACCAUUAGCGUCCUGUCAUUAACAGAGCAGGUCAUCGACAUAAUUGCACACCAUUUCGACAUUAUGCCCAAUGAGAUCGGACUGGGUUUCGCGAUUCACAGCACCAGAGAGGCUCCCAGAGAGGCAGCUCGGGCAUCUUGUUUCCCGGCAACAGAGCGCCAUUUCAUGCUUGAGUUCCUGGGUUGCGUUGACUCGGAGGAAAAGGUCAAGAGAACUAAUAAAUGGCUUAAAGACUUCAUGGAAGCUAUCAGAGGAACUGACCAGGCCAACAUUCUUCCCACUACCUAUAUCAACUUAACGCCUCCUGGUCAAAACACGUUGAGAAGGGCAUAUGGGCCAAACUAUGGCUUCCUCUUGAGCCUCAAGAAAAAACACGACCCACGCGGGGUAUUCAAUACUGCUCCCCCAUUUGUAACAUUAGCCUCGGGGGAGGAGUUAUUGUAUAGUAAGAUGGUCAAGAUUUAG